GUUCGCGACAUCUAACGUGAACUCUACUAUUAAUUGUAGAAAACUAAAAAUAAUGAAGAGGUAUCUUUUAUAAUUAUUUCAAGUACCAUAUCCAAAUCUCCAAGAUGUCGCAUAGUAAGCGGAACACCUCGCGCGCCGUCUUCACCUCCCACGAGCGGGACCUCGCCAAACGAGCAUGGAGCUCAACGACGGCACGGCUUUCACGCGAAAGCUUCCUUCCCUUCUCAUCCUGCGGCCUAUGUCUCGAGAUAGCCCAAGACCCUGUGUCAUGUGUGCACGGCGACAUCUUCUGCCGCGAGUGCGCCCUGAGCAACAUCUUAGCCCAGAAGAAGGAGAUAAAGCGCCUCGAGAAAGUUCGCGAACAGGCCGAGCGUGAAGCCUUGGAAGAAAGGGCGCGUCAGGAGGAAGAAGCCCGUGAACGCGCCGUUCGCGAAUUUGAGAUGACGCAGAUUGGGCUGGACGCAAAGGCGAGGAGUAAUAGCACCAAUAAAGACGAUAAUGCUGCUCGGAAAGGAUCAGUCGAUAGUCGUGACCAAAGCAACACACCGGCAGCGGCAGAGUUAUCUAACGGCAGUGGAAAGAAGCGCAAAUUCGAAAUAGACGCGGAGGAAUUAGCGCGAAUAGCACAAGAAGAUAGGGCAAAAGCGCGGAAAGCAAUCGACGAAGAGAAGGCAAAAAAGCCCGUGUUGCCAUCGUUUUGGACACCUUCGAUAACACCGUCUUCCAAUACGAAGGAUGCGCUUCAUGAGAUAGCCAAGAAGACCAAGAGCACACCCAUAUGCCCAGCAUCGAAAGACGACAGUCCACACACGUAUUCGCUACACACACUUGUGACGGUGAACUUCACCGAAGAGGAGGAUGGAGGUGGCGAGAGCGGCGGCGGUUCAGGCAACAUGAAGAAGCGCAUACGCAUAUGUCCAUCAUGCAAGAAGGGACUAAGCAAUACCUCGAAAGCACUGCUCGCCAAGCCCUGCGGUCAUGUCUUGUGCCGUAACUGUGUCGAUAAGUUUAUGCGACCCUCACGGCACCACCAUGAUCCACACGCAUCAGUAAGCGAUCAAGGGAGCUUACGGUGCUAUGUUUGCGAGACAGACCUCACGGAUCAGAAGGGCAGUAAUGAUGGGGGUGGUGAAAAGGGCAAGAGGAAGGAUAAGGAGAGGAUACGGCCGGGGCUGGUCGAGCUAAGGAGCGAGGGUACGGGGUUUUCAGCUGGGGGCGUAAACCAGGUGCAGAAGUCUGGUGUGGCAUUUCAAUGCUAGACUCGACUGCAAUAUCAUAAAGAAUAUGGGACUGGAUUAUGACUAUAUGACUAUGAUAUUAGAAUUAAUUCGAGUAUAGCAACGAGUCGACGCCCGCUCCCAACACCGG
Molecule: messenger RNA, 1368 nt
Organism: Daldinia vernicosa
Lineage: Eukaryota; Fungi; Ascomycota; Sordariomycetes; Xylariales; Hypoxylaceae
Product: ENOS interacting protein
Exons: 2
Coding region: 105-1259 (384 amino acids)
Cellular component (GO): nucleus
Molecular function (GO): ubiquitin protein ligase activity
Source: RefSeq, a predicted model, not a curated record